This is a messenger RNA of Clunio marinus, 324 nucleotides long. NCBI's taxonomy places the organism in Eukaryota, Metazoa, Arthropoda, Insecta, Diptera, Chironomidae. The record is from the annotation of a GenBank genome assembly.
AUGGAAAUUUCUGAGAAUCAAAAAGCAAUCUUAAUAUCUACCACGCAUGAAGUCGCCUCCAACCAAGCUCUUAAUGGUAGCAUCUUGGUAGCACUUAAAGAAGCAAACAUCAAUUAUUUUAAUUUGCUUUUUCUCCACAUUUGCUUUGCUUUGCAAAGCAGGUCUCACAUUACAGGUUCUAAAAUAUGUAUCGCAGCAAGUUCACAAGUAAAUACAAAAAAUUUGUUUCGUUUGAGAAAUCUUAAAAGUUCAACCUGGAAAUUAACUUUUUUUAAACAUGAAUCAACAGUUGAAUUGAGUGAAAGUGGAAGCAAGAUUCAAUAA